Molecule: messenger RNA, 663 nt
Organism: Mauremys mutica (yellowpond turtle)
Lineage: Eukaryota; Metazoa; Chordata; Testudines; Geoemydidae
Product: immunoglobulin superfamily member 1-like
Exons: 5
Source: RefSeq, a predicted model, not a curated record
GACCGAGCUCCUGCUGGACCGAGCCUUCCCCGAGCCCGGUACCCUGAGGAUGACUGGCCGAGCCUUCCCCGAGCCCGGUACCCUAAGGACUGGCCGAGCCUUCCCCGAGCCUGGUACCCUGAGGAGCUGCUCGAGCGUCCCCUCGACCCGAGUCCUGAGGAGCAGCCCGACCUAGCCAGCCCUCAGCACGUCGAGGAGCCCAUGGUGUGGGACCCAGCGCCGGACACCAGAGAUGAGCAGUGUAACUGGGAAGGUGCAGUGAUGACACGACGCUGCUGGCUGGCCGGGCACAGCGGGGUGUGGGGAGAGCCCAGCUACCCCAAACCCAACAUCUCCCUGAGCCCCAGCGGGGGGGUCUCCCUGGGGGGAGCCGUGACUGUCCAGUGUUGCGGCCAGCACCAGGGCCUGCAGUUCGUGCUGAAUAAAGAGGGACGCCAUCUCCAAAGUGUGAAUUCGGACUAUCUCGCUCUGUUUCACAUCAACAACGUGAACCGGGAGCACGGCGGGAUCUACAGCUGCUCCUAUCACAGCCAAUCGGAGCUGUCUGCCGUGUCAGACCCCAGCGACCCCAUGGAGCUGGUGGUGAGAGAUCCCAGCUUACCCAGACCCUCCAUCUCCCUAAGCCCCACCGGGGUCACCGCCCCAGGGGCAGACGUCACCAUC